Astyanax mexicanus (Mexican tetra) is the source of this 1590-nucleotide messenger RNA. RefSeq names its product caspase a-like. NCBI's taxonomy places the organism in Eukaryota, Metazoa, Chordata, Actinopteri, Characiformes, Acestrorhamphidae. Bases 189 to 1403 code for a protein of 404 amino acids. The record is from RefSeq and is a predicted model, not a curated record. Gene Ontology annotation, molecular function: cysteine-type endopeptidase activity. Gene Ontology annotation, biological process: proteolysis. The transcript is spliced from 10 exons.
UUGAGUUUAAAGUUUAAAAUACGAGGUUUUAAGUUUGGUAUUUGGAGUGUGGAGGUUGGAGUUGCAGUUGGGAGGGCGGACAGAAGCAUUGGGCUGUUCUUUCUGAACUUCCUGGAAGAGUCACGCCUCCAGGAACUACAGAAGGUAGUUCUCGGUCUCCGGUGCGGUCGCUCGUGCUGCUCUGAAAAAUGGCCAAGACCAUGUUCGACCUGCUGGAAGGAGCUCUGGAGGACCUGGGCGCGGAGAAGUUUAAGAAGUUCAUCAGUAAGAUGACGGACCCCGGGCUCGAGACGCGCGUGGCAAAGGGCGCCGUGGAGGAGAAGGACUGCGGGGACAUCGCGAACCUCCUGAUAGAGCACUUCACCGAGAGUCGCGCGCUGGAGAUCACUCUGCAGAUAAUGAGGAACAUCAAAGCGAAUCAGACCGCGGAGAAUCUAGAAAAAGAUGCUGCAGCUCAUGGAUUCUUGCCGUCUGCUGGAUCAGUUUCUCCUGUCCUGUUUACAGACUGUCCUGACCCCCAGGCUCCGGUACAGAAUGUACCCCCUCCACAGGGGCCAGCAGUGACCACCGGGGCAUCAGCCGCCGGUUACGUCAUGCCCAAAACCUCAGGCACGCUGAUUCCCAGCAGCCCCAAGUUCAAACAGGACAUCAUCUCCAAGAAAGGGCAGGAGAUUUACCCAGUUCUAGAUAAAGGUGUGAGGAAGCGUUUGGCUCUGAUGAUCAAUAACGUGGAGUUUGACUCUGGGGACAAGAGGUUUGGAGCUGAGAUAGACGAGAAGAACAUGGAGAAGCUGCUGAAAGCUCUGGGCUACGACGUCGUCAAAUACAACGACCUCUCCGCCACGGAAAUGGAUGAGGCGAUAAGGAGCUUUGCUGGACGUAGUGAGCACGCUGAAUCAGACAGCACCUUCGUGGUUAUAAUGUCUCACGGUGAGAGAGACAAACUUUUUGGUAUCGGACAACAGAACCCUAACGACUUCCUUCAUGUGGACAAAAUCUUCAAACACCUGAACACGGCGAACUGCCCGGCUCUGCUCCACAAACCAAAGGUCAUCCUGAUUCAGGCCUGCAGAGGAGGUGAUAACGGGAAACUCUGGGUGGCGCUCUCGGUCACAGUGGGGAUGUACUCACUUGACAGUGAUGCUUCGGAACAUAAAGAGAAGGAUUUCGUGACACUGUUCUUGUGCACACCUGACAACGUAUCGUACAGGAAUGAAAAAUACGGAUCGUACCUCAUUGGUUUCCUGGUGGAGGUGUUCAAUGAAAACGCUCAUAAGGAGCACAUCGAGGAACUGUUCCGACUGGUGAUGAGGCGGUUUGAGAAUUUCAUGCGCAUUACGCAGAUGCCGUCUAAAGAGCGGGUUUCUCUCCCCAAGUUAUUCUACCUUUUCCCGGGACUCUGAGAGAACCAAUCAACCGACACCAGCCUGCUCAUCAUUCUGCUCUACUCACAUCUUUAACCUGUUAUAGAAUAAUCAUAUUCCAUACUUUAUGAAUAGAAUUUGCAUUCUUAUUCAAUUAUUUUCUUUCUUUCUUUCUUUCUUUAAUUCAUUUUCUACAUCGCAGAUUAAAGGUGUCCUUCUGCUAAAA